This is a messenger RNA of Pseudopodoces humilis (Tibetan ground-tit), 2732 nucleotides long. Lineage: Eukaryota; Metazoa; Chordata; Aves; Passeriformes; Paridae. The record is from RefSeq and is a predicted model, not a curated record.
CGCAGCGAGUACAUGCAGAGCUACGCCAGCAAGGUCAGCGAGGGCAUGGCCCUGCAGCUGGGCUGCCUCGAGCUGAGGAGGUUCUACAAGGACAUGCCCCACAACGCGCUGGACAAGAAAUCCAACUUCGAGUUCCUGGAGAAGGAGGUGGGGCUGGACCUGUUCUUCCCCAGCCAGAUGCAGGAGAACCUGAAGCCGCGGCAGCUGCGUCGGAUGAUCCAGCAGACGUUCCAGCAGUUUGCGCAGCUGCGCGAGGACGAGUGCGUCCUGAAAUUCCUGCUGACCCUCGGCGCCUGCGCCCCCAUCGAGCAGGAGAGCUUCCGCUGCCAGCUCGCCCAAGGAUGGAACAUCACGGUGGAUCUGGUCAUCGGCCCCAAGGGCAUCCGCCAGCUCACCGCCAAGGACUCCAAGCCCACCUGCCUGGCGGAAUUCCGGGAUAUCCGAUCCAUCCGCUGCUCGGCGGCCGAGGACGGGCAGGCCCUCCUGCAGCUGGCGCUCAGCGGGAACCCCCAGUCGCUGGCGAUCCGGACGUCGUCACUGGCGGAGGCGGAGAACAUGGCCGACCUCAUCGACGGCUACUGCCGGCUCCAGGGCGGCUCCGAGACGUCGCUGAUCGCAUUCCCGAGGAAAGACCGGGAGAAGCGGAUCAGCCUCCCGCAGAUCCCGGCCCCGAAUCUGGGAGAGAGGAAUUCCAGCGUUUCCCACGGCGCCAGCGGCGAUUCCGAGAUCUACGCCGAGAUCCUGGACGAGUCCUCGCGGCCGAGAUCCGGAGCCCAGCCCUUCGGAAUCUCCCGCGACGCCGUCGCCCUCGGCCGCAUCCUGGGAGAAGGAUUCUUCGGAGAGGUUUUCCAGGGAAUCUACACCGCUCCCGGCGGGGAGCGCAUGGACGUGGCCGUCAAGACCUGCAAGGAGGAUUGCAGCCCGGAAAACCGGGAGAAAUUCCUCAGCGAAGCCGUGCUGAUGAAGAAGCUGGACCACCCCCACAUCGUCAAACUCAUCGGCAUCGCCGAGGACGAGCCCACCUGGAUCGUCAUGGAGCUCUGUCCCUACGGAGAGCUGGGGCAGUUCCUGGAGCGUCGUCGGGCGGAGCUGGCGGUGCCCAGGCUGGUGCUGUACGCGCUGCAGGUGGGGAAGGCCCUGGCCUACCUGGAGGCGCUCAGCUGCGUCCAUCGGGACAUCGCCGUGCGGAACGUCCUGGUGGCCUCCCCGGAAUGCGUCAAGCUGGGAGACUUCGGCCUCUCCCGCUACAUCGAGGACGAGGAGUAUUACAAAGCUUCCAUCAGCCGCCUUCCCAUCAAGUGGAUGGCGCCGGAAUCCAUCAACUUCCGACGCUUCACCACCGCCAGCGACGUCUGGAUGUUCGCCGUGUGCGUGUGGGAGAUCCUGAGUUUCGGGAAGCAGCCGUUCUUCUGGCUGGAAAACCGGGAUGUGAUCGGAGUCCUGGAAAAGGGGGAUCGGCUCCCCAAGCCCGAGCGCUGCCCGCCCCCGCUCUACGCGCUCCUGACGCGCUGCUGGGAUUACGAUCCCGGGGAAAGGCCCAAAUUCCAGGAGCUGGUCUGCAGCCUCAGCGACAUUUACCUGAUGGAGAAGGAGCUGGCCCAGGAGCAGGAGAGGAACAACCGGCACCGCGCUCCCAAAAUCCUGGAGCCGCCGACAUUCCAGGAGCCGCCUCCCAAGCCCAGCAGGCCCCUGUACAAGCCGCCAUCCCAGAAUAAUCUCCUGGCUCCCAAGCUGCAAUUCCAGGUUCCGGAGGGGCUCUGCGCCAGCUCUCCCACCCUCGCCAGUCCCGCCGAGUACCAGGCUCCGGCAAAUUCCCGGCGCUCUCCUCCUCCUCCCGGCCGCCACACCGCCUUCAAGCGCCGCAGCAUGAGGGAGGAGGAUUUCCAGCGGCCGCGGAGCCGGGAGGAGGCGCAGGAGCUGCUGGAGCUGGAGCGGCUGCGGGUGGAGCGCGCCAUGGAGCGCCAGCAGCGCCAGAUGCUGGAGGACGAGCGCUGGCUGCGCCAGGAGGUCCAGAGCCUGGAUCCCAAGGUUUUCCUGACCAACAACAUUCCUCCGCUGCUCCCGGAGAAGGAGACGGAUUACACGCAAUUCACGGGGCCCCCCCAGAAACCUCCGCGGCUCGGAGCUCAGCCCGCGGCGCAGCCGGAGCGCCGGGAUGAUCCGGUUUACGGGAACGUCACGGAUCUGGUGCGGGCCGUGCUGCGGCUGAAGAACGAGAUCGGCCUGGUGCCUCCCGACGGAUACAUCCUGGUGGUCAAGGACAUCGGCCUCUCCCUGCGGAAACUCAUCGGGAGCGUCGACGAGAUCCUUCCCGACCUCCCGCCCUCUUCCCGCACCGAGAUCGAGGGCACCCAGAAGCUGCUGAACAAGGACCUGGCCAACCUGAUCGGGAAGAUGCGGCUGGCGCAGCAGAAUUCCGGCACUUCCCUCCGCUCGGAAUUCCAGCGGCAGAUGCUGACGGCUUCCCACGCCCUGGCCGUGGACGCCAAGAACCUUCUGGAUUCCGUGGAUCAGGCCAAGCUCCGGGCCAAUCCCGGCUCGGAGUGACGGAGGGAAGGCGGGAAAAGACAAACGGCGGUCGACGGAAGAAAAGGCGGGGCGGAUCCGGGAGGAUCCGUCGGAUUCGCUGUCGUUUUUCCCUCUUCCCGCUUUUUUUGUCGCUCCCUGCUGCUCGUGUCUGUCGGUGUCGCGUUGCUCUUGGGGGGAGGCGUCCGUGUGUCCGUCCGUGUGUC